This is a messenger RNA of Felis catus (domestic cat), 2583 nucleotides long. RefSeq names its product SH2 domain containing 3A (gene SH2D3A). Bases 207 to 2060 code for a protein of 617 amino acids. Gene Ontology annotation, biological process: positive regulation of peptidyl-serine phosphorylation; small GTPase-mediated signal transduction. NCBI's taxonomy places the organism in Eukaryota, Metazoa, Chordata, Mammalia, Carnivora, Felidae. The transcript is spliced from 9 exons. Gene Ontology annotation, molecular function: guanyl-nucleotide exchange factor activity; phosphotyrosine residue binding. The record is from RefSeq and is a predicted model, not a curated record.
UGAAUGGGCUCGGUUCCCGCCGGGCGCGGCCGGAGAAGGUUGGGCCCGCUGGGGCGGGGAGGGAGGGGCCCAGAGCCGCAGAGCUUUAGGCUUCGCCCCGGCCCCAGCCUCUCGCCAGCUCCGCGGGUCCCGGCCCAGAUGUGGAAGACUGAGGACUGUUGCAAGUACAGAGUUCAGCCCUUGUACCCUCUGCCCCCAAGAGCUCCAUGCAGGUGCCACAGGAUGGAGAAGAUUUCGCCAGCCAGCCCUGGUACCACGGCCCCCUGUCCCGUCAGAAGGCUGAGGCCCUCCUUCAGCAAGAUGGAGACUUCUUGGUUCGUGCCUCCGGGUCCCGUGGGGGCCACCCAGUGAUCUCCUGCCGCUGGCAGGGCUCAGCCCUGCACUUUGAGGUGCUCCGUGUGGCCCUGCGUCCCCGACCAGGCCGACCCACAGCCCUCUUUCAGCUGGAGGAUGAGCGUUUCCCAAGCCUGACCUCCCUGGUUCUCAGCUAUGUGACCGGGCAACGUCCGCUCUCCCAGGCCACCGGGGCUGUGGCCUCCAGGCCCGUGAUACGGCAAGGACCUAUUCGACGCAGCUUUAGUGAGGACACCCUCCGAGGCAGCCCAGCUCUGACAGAGUUGCCCAGGACUAGAAAGUGGAGUGACAGUCAGCCUGCAGGGCUGGAGCACAUGGGGCGGUCAAGAGAAGAUCACUGUGGACCAGAAGCCUCAGCCAUGCCCCUGUGUGCCCUCCCUCGGACGGGUAGUGACCCCGUGUUGCUAAAGACCCCAGCUCCCCUGGGGUCCGUUGCUGACAGCCUCAGGGCCUCCGAUGGGCAGCUUCAUGCCAAGGCACCAACCAAGCCACCUCGAACACCCUCGCUGGUGCUGCGUGAUGCGUCUGGACGCCCCCCAACGUACUGCGAGCUGGUGCCCCGAGUGCCCAGUGCCCAAGGAACACCCCCUGGCCACAGCAGCCCGGAGACAGAGGCCCCAUGGUGGGAAGCUGAAGAGGAAGAGGAGGAAGAGAGUAGAAGUUUUGCAAGACCACAGGCUGAGGUCUCUUUCUGCCCCCCUAACAACCCCUCCUGCCUGCUGGGCCCCCAGAAUCGGCCCCUGGAACCCAGAGUCCUGAGUACUCUCCGUGGCCUGUUCCUGGAGCACCAUCCUGGGAGCACUGCCCUCCACCUAUUAUUGGUGGACUGUCAGGUGGGUCACCUACCAGGUCCCUCCUCCUUAGACAGGGCUGAAGCCAGGCCAAGGCCGAACGGCACCUCAAACCCGUAUACUCAUUCUGCUCAGUUGACAUCCCCACUAACUCCUGCUGCCCAGGCUACAGGACUUCUAGGAGUGACCAAGGCUCAGCGGGGUGCCAUGGGGGUUGCCUCUGGCCUGGAGCUGCUCACGCUUCCCCAUGGGCAUCGCUUGAGGUUGGAACUUCUGGAGAGACAUGAGGCGCUGGCGCUGGCUGGGGCUCUGGCUGUGCUGGGCUGCGCAGGCCCGCUGGAGGAGCGCGCGGCCACCCUUCGGGGCCUGGUGGAGUUGGCACUGGCCCUGGGACCAGGGGCGGCGGGGGACCUGCCUGGACUGGCCGCGGUCAUGGGCGCCCUGCUCAUGCCCCAGGUGUCCCGGUUGGAACGCACGUGGCGCCAGCUCCGAAGGAGCCACACAGAGGCCGCGCUGGCCUUCGAGCAGGAGCUGAAGCCUCUGAUGCGGGCGCUGGAUGAGGGCGCCGGACCCUGCGACCCCGGCGAGGUGGCGCUGCCGCACGUGGUGCCCGCGGUGCGCCUGCUGGAGGGCGAGGAACUCCCGGGGCCGCUAGACGAAAGCUGCGAGCGGCUGCUGCGUACCCUGCACCGGGCGCGUCAGAUGGCUCAGGACGCGCCCAAGUUCCGCGAAGCGGCGGCCCGGCGCCUGCGAGGAUUCCGUCCGAACCCGCAGCUGAGGGAGGCCCUGACCACAGGCUUCGUGCAAAGGCUGCUCUGGGGAAGCCGAGGCGUGGGGGCACCGCAAGCUGCACGUCUUGAGAAGUUCCAGCGCGUCCUCAGUGUCCUUUCACAGCGCCUGGAGCCGGAUGGUUGAAAGCACAGACCCCCUUCUUCGCACGGGGACACCCAUGCAGUUGCCCCACGCUGCUCACGCAGCCAAUCGCAGUGGAAACCCAUUCUGCCUCACAGAAAGUGGGGGCCAGAUUUGCAAGAACCCAUCCUGCUCCCUAAAAGUGUACAUGAAUCCUAGCGUGAGGGACGGCCUCCUUCCCCCCCACCCACUAGAAGACCCAGGUGUCUGGAGGCUCUGGACCCCCUAUCCCAGCCCCCACCUCCCCACACGUAACCUACAAAUGGUGAACAUGAGGCUUCUGAUAGGACGAGAACUUGCAGAGCUCUUAGUCGGAAGCCAGAGUUCAAAUGCUUUUUAAAAGCUGUGUGACUUCUAGCAAAUGGCUCAGCCUCUCUGUGCCUGCCUUCAACGUAAAAGUGAGGCCGUGUACUUGCUGGGGGUUGUCAUGGGGAUUAAAGCUGGGGAUCACGGGUGGAGAACGCCUGGCACGCGGUUGGGUGUUCAACACUGCCUUUUCUCAGUAAAGCUGCCACGAACAAACACA